Messenger RNA from Uranotaenia lowii, 6635 nucleotides. RefSeq names its product protein kibra (gene kibra). Gene Ontology annotation, molecular function: molecular adaptor activity; kinase binding. Gene Ontology annotation, biological process: regulation of DNA-templated transcription; regulation of hippo signaling; negative regulation of organ growth. NCBI's taxonomy places the organism in Eukaryota, Metazoa, Arthropoda, Insecta, Diptera, Culicidae. Bases 2485 to 5937 code for a protein of 1150 amino acids. The record is from RefSeq and is a predicted model, not a curated record. Gene Ontology annotation, cellular component: cytoplasm. The transcript is spliced from 9 exons.
AGUUGCUUUCGGUACGCCUCGUGGGAAAGAAUGUGUCAUUUUGAAUCCGCGCGACGACAACAACGACGACGACGACGACGAUUACACGGCGACGACGGCCUAUUUCUGCCCUAAGUAGUAUAACGAAAGGAAGGAAGGCGAGCGAGAGAGAGAGAAGAAGCGAAGAAAAAAAAAUACAGUGCUAGAUAGACACAACACACGUCGGACGGACGGCUACUACCCUUCGGUUCAGUUUCAACAAAUUCUAUGCGUACAAUCAGGUUUGUGGUCUUGCUUGGAAUCGCGCGUUUGACACUAAAGUCGUGUUUCGUGUGGAGUUGAGUCCUACUGCUGUGUUGAGUUUAUGGUGUGGUGAACAGCUCUCGUCGUCGGAUUAGUAGCAGGCCGAAUCGCGAUAUCUUGGCUUGCCUAGAUCAAGUAGGCUUGGCCGGAUCACGACGACGAAGACGACGCGCGUUAGUAGCAGCGCUACGGCGGUCCAAGUUGGCAGCGCCGCCCUCCUCAAACCCGCCCACCCCUCCUUAGAGUGAAGUGUGUGAACCUCACUCACCAGCACACCACACAGUAACCAGUCCAGGAGGUCGCACUUGUGGUUGGUUUCUUGGUAGCAAGAAGCCAGUAUAGUAGGCCGUUUCUACCAACUAGCUACAGCUAGCGGCCUGGUAUCGGAAAGAUUCCAGAGCUAACGUGAUCGCGCGCGCGACUUAGAAAAGUGUGACCAGAUUCAGAGUGUGUGCCGGAGAAGAAAAAUCCAAUUCGAAUCGAACGAACUGGAAACAAGUCGCUGGGCAGAGAGUGGCUGGCCCUCCACUUUGUGUGGUGGAUCGCAUUUUUUCGAGUAUCUCGACGGAAACUAGUUUUUUUUCCUACCUACCUUUCCUGCGAGCAGCGCUUUUUGCAUACUUUCAAGUUUAGCGAAGUGGACAAAGUAUUUUAGUGUGAUUAUCCCACUGGCGCCCGAAGUAUUUUUUUUUCGUCGUCUGUCUGUCUUGUUUUUGGAUUUCUCCCAAAUCGACUGUAUUAGUGAAGAUUUUGUUUUGGAACCUCCAAACCUAUUAGUGCCUCCCAACAACAGCUCACGGUGUCGAAUUUCAACAUCGUUCCAUGAAUGAGUGUUAUCGGUGCACACAGAAGAAUGAAGAAAAAAUGCUGACACCGCCGCCGAGCUGAGCUGAGUUUAAUUCGAUGGGCUAGCGAGCGAGUGAGCGAAUGAGAACGAGCUCCUUUUUACGGUGUCGCUAGCUAGAGAAUUAUAAAUCGAUAGAAGGAAAAAAAGGAAAAGUUGAACGACGACAACGACACGAAUGUUGUGUUAUUGGAAAACCAAAGUUAUUCGGUAAAAUAAGAGCAACUUGAGUGGAUUGCGCACAGUUCGACGUACCUACUACGUACUACGGGGUGAGGAGAAGCCCCGAGAAGUGAAACAAAAAACGGGAAACGGGAAAGAAGAAAAAUAAUAAACCGCUCACUCUGGGGUCCCCUGCUCGAGAAGAUAUUCGUUGCGGGCAGCUCGCGCGCGAAGAUCAACGGAAGGAAAAGGGUGGAUUUGCGGUUUUAGAGUACGAUUAAGUCGGUCUCCGUGUUUUUUUUUUUUCUUCUGUUCAUUCCUUCUGUUUCUCAAUCCGCCACUGUGUGUGCGAUCCAUCGACGUCGAGAAAGGCAGCCAGUCAGGGAAGCUGGAAUUUAUACGCUACAUUCAGUGGAAUGCAGUUAGUGCGGUGUGAAUCCUGGUGAAGUGCAAUCGAAACGUCCGCGCUUCAUGCGUAUGUUGUGUUGUGGCGUGGUGGCGUAGUGAGGUUAAGUUGGUUGUUCGUUUGAAGCAAGAAGACGCCUCAACACUCUGCACUGCACGCGGUAGAAAUGUACAGCCUAUCUCAGCGCUGCAGCUUCCUCCAGCAAAAGUUGUCGCCGUCCGGUUCAGAUUCUGGUUCAGCAUUGUCGCCGCCAACAACGGUAGCAGUGAAAAUUGUCUGGCCACCGAAAUCUUGUAAAAAUUGUGCUCCCUAAUCUCCAUUAGUCUCUGGGUGAUCAAUUAUUGGGUGUGGGGUUCCACAAGAAAAGUGUUACUUUUACAACGGAUAGCCUGUGGUGAAUGCAGUUGGAAGCACAAACCAAAGUCCUGCUCCAAAGUGGUUCAAAUCUGCUGCAGCCCAACCAAAUCUAAGCGCAAAGUCAGGGUGAGCGAGUAAAGAAAGUGGCUAAUCGCGUGCGCAUUCGUAGUGGAGCAAAAGCGAAGGAAAAAUAAUAAUAAGAAAAGUGUUCGCGCAAAAUAGCUAAGCUAAGCUAAUAAGAAAGUGUUUUUUGAGGUCUUUGAGGCCAUCAUCGCGCCAAUCCGCGAUCAGGGUGUAAUACUCGUUUGUGCCUGUGAGCGUGUGUGUCCGCGAGCGAGUGCGGGCGUUUGUGUGUGAAUGACAAGAUAGUUGGAUUCCGAGGCGCAAAUCGGAUCGAAACCCUGGCACUGGAGCGGCGCAGCGCGGAUAAAUUAUGCCAAAAAAUUGCAGCAAUGCAGACUUACCACUCGGCUGGGAGAUUAACACCGACUAUGAUGGGAAGGUUUAUUUUAUUGAUCAUAUUAACAAGAAGACCACAUGGAUCGAUCCCCGUGACAAGCUCACCAAACCGGAAUCGUUCGCAGACUGCAUCGGCAAUGAGCUCCCGUUCGGGUGGGAGGAGAGCUAUGACUCCCAGAUCGGCACCUACUACAUCAACCACAUCGGGCAGUCGACCCAGCUGGAGGACCCGCGGCUGGAGUGGAAGCGGGAGCAGGAGAACAUGCUGCGGGAGUAUCUCUGCUCCGCACAGGACACACUGGAAGCAAAGAAGGAGAUCUUCAACGUGAAGACGCAACGGUUGCACCUGGCCCAGGAGGAGUACAACCACCUGAAUGCGCUGGCCGCCAGCCGAACUAGUUUAUGUUCUUCAACAAGUUCGUGUAGUACAAAGUUUGAUCCGGAACUGUUGAGGGCGGACCUGGCGCUGGCCAAGGAACGUGUGUUCCGGCUCAAGAAGGAACUGUCCCGGAUACAGAAGGAAAUGCAUAAUACUCAAAAGGGUGUGGAUACUCUGUCGAGCGUUGAACAGAAGCUCAAUUCUCACAUUAAUGGCUGUUACAAUCUAACCGAAGCCCAAGCCAUACUGGAGGAGGUGAAGAAGAUUCAAAAAUCGCUGAUCACCGGCGAGAAGGAGAAGAAGGAGCUGAUGAAGAGCCUGUCGCAGGUUAAGGAUGAUCUGACGAGGUUGCAGCUUCGGCAGGAAAGUCCGGACGCGUCGACGUUCAAUUUGGCCCAGGAUCGGGUCUGCGCAGCCUCACAGACGGACUUAUCGUCCGAGAACUUCCCCAUGGGUGCCCGAGAAAUGGCCAAAAUGCGUCAACGGUACGACGAAUGGCGCAAGCAGGUUAAAGAGAUCCAGGAGAAGCUGGCAGCUUUAGAAGAGAAGAUCAGGCCGGGCGAGGUGGAAUCCGAUCAGGAUCGAUUGCUACUGUUCCAGGAGAAGAAACAAUUGCUGCUGGAGUAUCGAAGCAUCACGCCCAAAUCUCGGUCACAGAGUGAGAUGAAACGAAUACAUAGUGUUUGCAAACAGCUGGAGGCGGACCUGAAUAUGGCGUAUGAAGAGUCGAACCAGUGCAUAGCCACUCGGUUGAAGCUUCACGAAGAGAAACAAGCGCUGCUGCAGAAGUUGCUGGAAGCGCUCAAGGAGUUUACGCACCUUGAAAACCAACUCAAGUCACUAUCCGCUAGUACCUUGUCGAUCAGCAGUAGCUCCAGUUUCGGUUCGCUUUCGACGGCAAGUAGCAAGGGAUCGCUGAGCGGGCUCAGUUUUACAGAUAUCUAUGGAGAUCCCUUGUCUACGGAGCCACAAAUCGAUAUGGUUGACAUUAAUCGUCGGGUUCAAAGGCUAUUCCAUCCUAGCUCGGAAGUGUCCUUAUCCCCGCGUAGCAGCCUAUCGCUAGAAACUCCUCCGGCCUCUCCGAUGAAACUCGAAUGGAGCGCCGGAGAAGCGCCAUAUAAAAGUUCUGCUCCGUACAACAUACCUGGUCCAAGCUACAGUUCCGACUACAAUUUGGACAAAAACAAGCUAGAAGAGCAGUUGCAAGAUCUCAAGAUUCGGCAACUGGGAGCGGCGCCUCUUUCGCCUAUUUAUGAAAAACCAUCGUACCUGGAUAUCCCGCCUGCUGUCAUACUCAGUCGAUCGUCUUCCACCUCCAAUACUCGUUCGGUUUCGACGACGGUUAGCGACGAAUCCGUAGCCGGAGACUCGGGCGUAUUCGAAGCGUCCCGGGCGCUACAAACCAACAAAGAAUGUGCCCAAAUACAGAUCACUAUCCGGUACACGGCCGCCGAUAGCACACUCUGCAUAACGAUCGAGAAAGGUCGAAAUCUCAAUGCCUUGUGCUUGCCCGAUGGAUGUCAGCUAUUUGUUCGAGCGAUACUUCUCCCGGGAAGUUCUAGUCCCUUCAUUCGAACCAAUGCCGUGGUAGACUUCGUCAAGCCGGUCUUCAAAACCAUGCUGGUUGCGCAGAUGCCUCUGGACAAGGUCUACACCAAAUCGCUGCAUGUCAAGGUUAUGAUCACCGUCGGUCAGCGGGAAGAUUGGGUCGGCAGUGCACAGAUCAGCUUGGCCGAGUUCAACCCGACGGAUCCGACCAGCAAGUGGUACAACAUCAUUAGCCGCAAGUCGAUGAACGAGUUGGAUUCGCUGGAGGCGGGUUACUCGGGCGGAAUGGGCAUUAGGGAGGAAUCGUCCGACGAAUCUACGAUCAUUUCGUCGCAAACUUCUACGCUGACGCGUAACCAAGGCCAGGAGGAACUGCAGGCAGUUCUGGAAAUGGUUUACGACGAGCUUUCGACCGAGGACGGCGACGACGACGAGGACGAAGAUGACGAUGACGAUGAGGAGGAGGCCGAAGAGGAAAACGACGAGGAAGCCAACAAUCAAGCUGCACAACAGUUGAUGUUGGAGGAGUACAUGAACAGCGUCAAGGGUACGAUCGCUUCCGAAGUGGACGAAGGAGCUUUGGCCCUGCCGGUGGAACGGGUAGACAAGGAAACCAAUACCGAGUGUGCCUUCCUGCCGGAGAAGGGUCGAAGAAGGCUCAAUGAGCCGGUACGGCUUGGAAGUAACGGAACGAUCGAGGAGAACUCCGUCACCGACGAUCGGUUGGUGAAGCGGUCGCAAACAUUUUCGCCAAGUGCCGUCGCCAGCAAGUCCCGUUACAUCUGUCGAUUGAAUCGCAGUGAUUCGGAUUCGGCGAUGCACUUCAACAACCCGGUGACGCCGCAUCCGUUCAAACGGGGUGCCGUGGAGCGAAGAUCGUUGCGAUACCACAGCCGAACGCCGAAGGUUUAUCACAAAAUGCAUCCGGCGGUGCCGCGCACCAGUUUGGAUCUGGAGCUGGACCUUAAGGCGCAGCAGUCGAAGCUGGAAACGUUGACGGACGAGAUCCAGCGGUUGCGGGAUCUUAAGAAGCGGCUGGAACAUGCCCGGGACAACAACGAUGUGAAGGUGGCGACGUGGGCCCUGGAGAAUGAAGAUUUCCUGAAGCUGAUCAAGAACGCUGGCUCGGCGAUGACCACCGAGGAGAAGCACAUGGCCAAGCUGUUGCACAAAACGUCGAAGGAGAUCUACAAACUGCGCAAAACCAAAGCCGGCAAGGGCAAGCUGGAUCUGAUAUCGUUCAAGGAGAAGAUGGCAUUCUUCACCCGCCGCGGGGUGUCCGUUCCUGAACUGCCGGCCGACAUUCUGCACCAGGACGAUUGCAGCGAGCAGGAGCUGAUCGUUGCCAGCGUGUGCAAUUCACCGAUCAAAUGUGACCCGGAACCGAUGCCGGGACCGUCGAAGCCUUUCGACCCAUCGGAACCGUCGACCUCGAAGGCCGGCGACCGGCCAGAGUUCUCCUACACUGAUGUCGAUCGGAACUACGGGGUGGAAGUGUGAAUGAAUAAUUUGAAGCUGUGGCGUUUUGGGGGGAAAAAUCAAACAUGACAACUUGCGUACAGGUCUUUUAGUCAUCUUCUCUGUGUGUUUAAGCUGUUCCGGAACAAAACUUCGACGCUCGGAGCGUCGAUAAGCUUUAGGUUAUUUGCAGAAAAAUUACAAUUUGAAAACAAAGGUAACAAACACACAAAAACAUCCGUUCAAAUCUGCUUAGCCGCAGAAAUAUAAAAUGGUUCAUAGAUAGCAAACAAACAAACAAACAGUAGUAGUUCUACUUUGUAGGUAGUUAGUUAGGGAUAGGGUUUAAUUUUGUUAGAAGAAAAGCUGUUUUUUCUGUCUUUCUUUCUUAAGAGAAGCCAACUCAGUGCUUUUGUUCUGCGAACCAAAGCUCGACGUGCAUUUAUGUUAUAAGAUUUUAAAAACCCGGAUCGGAGUCGGGAUAUGGAUGUGUGUUAUUUGUAUUUGUGUUAGGAUCGAUCAUAGUGUAAUUUUAAUUGGGUUUGCUCGUGAAGGAGAUGAGGUUGAACAAAUGUUGAUUGGAAUAGCGUUUGAAUGUAGUAGAAUUAAGCGAAUUUUAUCCAGAAAGUUAGUGGUUGUAUGUUUAUAUUCGAAUCAAACGAACAAACUUGUUUGUGGUCCCGCCCAGAUGCUUGUUUCUCCAAAAGUAGCUGUACCAAAUAUUAGGUAAAAUUUUGGAA